This is a messenger RNA of Penicillium daleae, 933 nucleotides long. RefSeq lists its product as uncharacterized. The coding region runs from base 1 to 933 and encodes 310 amino acids. The record is from RefSeq and is a predicted model, not a curated record. NCBI's taxonomy places the organism in Eukaryota, Fungi, Ascomycota, Eurotiomycetes, Eurotiales, Aspergillaceae. Gene Ontology annotation, cellular component: RAVE complex. The transcript is spliced from 4 exons.
AUGGCAACUUGGGCAUACCCCCCGCUGCCCACAGAGGAGCUGAACAAUCGGGCCGAUACCGCUUUGGCUCAGGAGCUGGAGUGGCUCUUGCAGUCGCUCCAGGAGUCGCUAGUCUCCUUGAAGGAAGGCCUGCAAGAAUGCGCCGCUCUCUUAGCCCCCCAAGAACCAGGGUCAACUCUGGUUCUAUCAUCAUUGAGAUCAGAGAGUGUUAAAGGCUUCGUCACUCGAAUCGGCACCAAGGUGGUUAAAGGAGAUAUCCAGCUUCGUCUGGCCUCGCUUCCCGCUCCGCGGGGUGCCUCUAGCACCCGUCUCACUCUUUCACAAGGUCCUGAUGCCCCAGAUCUGGUACUACAGCAGCUGGUCUCUGUCCGGAAUCUCGUGAACCAAAGUCUGGACAUUGUGGAUGUGAGCACAUACACGGGUGAUCCGCUCAAUGCGGGAUUCAUAUUCAGCCAGCUGCAUUUAUUGAAAGAGACCAUCAGCGAGGCCCGGCAGAUGCUGAAGGGAGAUGGCAAUGAGCGAGGCAACUGGUGGGAGGCGAGUGCUUCAGACAAUAUGUUUGACCCACCCCCUCCGCCUUACCUUUCAUUCCAUCUUUCAAUUGCAGACUCUGCACUGGUUCUCCUGGUACGUACUCUGGAGAGCAACACGUCUUCCCAGGCACCGACGGCGUUUGCCUCGGACCUAUCCCUCACCGGAUUCUCUCUGAGAGACCGGAUCUUUGGAACCCGGCAACGCGCACAUGACGAGGUAGGGGAUGUCUUCACCUGGCGUGGUGAAGAAGUCCACGUCAAGGAAAAGGUUCGGGUUGAAAGUCAGGACCCGAGCUUGAUGGCUGCAAUGGCCAAGCUGACGGCAUUGGAGCAUGAAGUGAUGCGCUGGGUGAUGGCGCUUCAGAUUCUCAUGGGAAAUGAGGAGACGGAAAGCGAAUGA